Caenorhabditis briggsae is the source of this 1011-nucleotide messenger RNA. Bases 1 to 1011 code for a protein of 336 amino acids. The transcript has 6 exons. The record is from RefSeq and is a predicted model, not a curated record. NCBI's taxonomy places the organism in Eukaryota, Metazoa, Nematoda, Chromadorea, Rhabditida, Rhabditidae.
AUGAAGACCUAUAUAAGACUUCGAGAAAACUUUUUACCAUCAUCCGCAAAUACUUUGUUCUUCACUGUUCUCUUGUUUUUCAUACUGCUCUUUGUUCUCUCUUCAAACGACCCUAAAAAGGUUUUGGUAGUAGAAACAGAGACUGUAACUCUAGAAAAAGUUGAAGUUGGUCAUGUCUGGGAUACGCUAGAUGGAAUUGGGUAUCAUUUUGAAGAGAACAAGAAAGUUGUUAUGGAUCCACGUUUUGAAAAACUCCAGAAGCUUCCGGAUUGUGAUCUAACUGUAGACAAAAAACUCAGUCGUGUAGACACUUUAAGACUGAUGGACACUUUUCAAAAAUGUAUUAAUCCGAUUGUAGAGCGAUGGAGAGAUAAUGUGGAUGCAAAAGAAGAUAACAUCAUGGUUACACUUGGAGUUGGUCAUGACACAAUGGCCGAGGAAAAAUUGAAUAGGACUCUGCCUAACACAUAUUUCUAUGGUGCCGAUCCGAUAAUUGAACCCAAUCGUCAACUUUAUUCUGCUUUCGGAAAAUUUUUCCCGUUUGCCAUUGGAAGAGAACCAGGAUUCACCAAGUUUCGAGUGCUGCCAAAUCAGAAUCAGAAGACUAGUGAGUCUAGGAAGAUAUAUUUAGAAAAAAUGGUAUUUUUAGGAACCUACGAAUUUCAAGAUGUUACAACAAUUCCUCUGACCUACUUUUUAUCAGAUAUUCUGAAGUUGAAAAGAAUCGAUAUAGCGUGGAUAGACAUUGAAGGUGGAGAAUUCGAGUUUCUGUAUCAAUUCUAUCGUGGAGGUCUUCUGGAUCAGAAGGAUAUUACCAUUUGCCAGUUCAAUUUAGAAAUCCAUUCGAAAUUCCAUCCACUUGGUGCACAAGUUUUUCAUGAUUUCGUGUUCCAAAUUUUAGAUGACAAGCGAUAUGUGUUCCUGAAACCGACGAGGACAGAGCCAGGGGUUCAUCGAAUGUUUUUCAUAAAUUUGGAGAAUCUUGAAUGUGUUAGAAAGUUUUUACAAUAA